AUGGAUCAAAACUAGGACUCUCAGUUUCAACAAGAAAUAGCACCUUAUACUGAGUUCUUCUCCUGGGGAUCAGACUAAUUUGGAUAAUUAGCAUUAGCCAAUACGGAUGAAGAGGAAAAUCAAUACUAGCAAAAUGUGCCCUUCAGUGAAGAACCUAAAUCUUUAUCUUUCGACAUCAUCAUCAAAUAGAUAUCAUGUGGAGAAAAUCAUGCUGCAUUCAUAUCUGGAGAUUCAUUUGUAUUCUGUGUUGGAAAAAAUAAUGAAGGACAGCUAGGAGUUGGAGAUCCCAGUCUGGCAAAAUCUUCAGCACCUUUAUUGGUCGAUGCACUUCCAAAGGAUGAAAAUUUGUGGACAGUGUAAGUAUCAUGUGGAGGUAAUCAUACCGCAGCAGUUAUGAGCAAUGGAGAUGUUUAUAGUUGGGGUUAAGGAAAUUAUGGUGCUACUGGUAUCUCAACAACUUAAAAUACUUUCGCGCCUAUUAAAAUAAAUUUCAAGCAGCAGGAAUAGUUCAUUAAUAUUGUAAGUGCAAGCUGUGGUAAAAGACACACUAUGAUAUUGGACAAUAAUGGUGUCGUUUUUGUGACUGGAGACAAUUCAUUCAGAUAGUUAGGUAUCCCACACAAGGACAGAGUGCUAGAGUAUCAUUAAAUACCUGAUUUUAAUUAUAAAGCAAAGAUGAUUGAUGCAGGCAUUGAUCAUUCGAUGAUCCUCACUUCUGAUGAUAAGAUUUAUGGUGCAGGGAAUAACAAAUACGGAAAUUUAGGACUAGGCCAUACUUAUUCAAGCGACAGCUUUUUACUUGUUCAUGGUCUAUAGCCAACUAUGAAGUUUAAACAAAUUUAAGCUAAGAGACAUUCCGCAGCCUUGACGGAGGAUGGAAGAUUAUUUGUUUGGGGUAUGGUCUUUAGAAACGAUUAGCCAUUGUUGAUGCCUCAAGAACUUAAGUCAAAUAAAGGAAUAAGGUAGAUUGCGGUCGGAGAUAAAGUAUCUUCUAUUAUUGAUGAAGACUAUCAUGUUUAUACUUGGGGACUUGACAAUAAUUUAGGUCAGCUUGGCAGGAGAGAUACUUUUGAAUAAGAUGAAAACAAUAUGCCUUCAAUAAUAGAAAGUUUACAAUUCAAAUAAGUAACAUAGAUAUCUAUUGGUGGAGAUUUUUGUAUUGCUCUUGGCCAAGAUUUUGAUGAAUAUGGUCAGCCAAUUUAAAGGCAAAGUUUCAUUUAAGAACAGCCAGCAUUCUAAUAUAAUGAAGAAACUCAACCAACCUCCUAUCAAAAUUACAGAUAAGAAUAAACAGCAACCAAAAGUCAAAUGAAUAAUGGGCCAUAUGAAUACAAUAGAGAAAAUUAGAUUCAAAAAGAAUCUAGUUUUGUGAUUCCACAACAAUAGCCACAACCAAGAUACAACCAGCCAAGAGACACAGAUUAAAAGCCAAAUCAUCGAGAAAUUUUCCAAAGUCCUCCCAUAAUUAAUAAUGAUAAUUCUCAAAUAAGCUCUGGUGCUGGUUCUUAAAGAAAACAGCAAGAUACAUAUAACUCAAAUCCCAGUUUAAAUCAGAGAAAUAAGGAUCAAGAAAAGAUUCUUGUGUAAUCAUAAGGAAAUGAUUAAAGAAUUCAUGGAUCUUCUGAUAGAAAUAAAUCUCAGGCUCCUAUUGCUGGAACUUAUCCUGCUGGUUCAAAUGUUGAAUUGUACAAAUAGCUUGAUUAGCUUAGACAAGAGAAUUUCGAAUUGAAACAAAAAUAAAGAGAGCUAAUAACAGGACUUAAUGCCCUAAAAAUUGAAAAUGAGCAAGUACUAAAUCAUGCUGACGAUGAAAUCAAGAGAAUGGGAGAGUUCGUUGACAAGUUCACUGUUUAAGUUGAAAACUCGAAAAAGUUGCUUGAAGAUGAAUUUGAUGAGAAGAUAUAAAUCGAACGAAGAAAGAAUGACGAGUUAAAGAAUAGAUUCCAUUAAGAGUAAACUUUACUCGACUAAAAGCUAGACAAGCUGCAGAGAGAGAUAGAAAUGCUCAAAUAAGAAAACUAAUCGUUACAAUUUGAGAAGAAAGAUUAAGCUGAUAAGUAUAAAUCUACUGUUGAAUAACUAGAAUAAACAUAGUAAAAACUUAAAUAAGCUGAGCAGUAAAUCCAACAACUCUAGAGUGUUGAAAGAGAUAAAAAUUUAAGUCCAUUAGGUACUGCAAAACCUCAAUACUUUUAAGAGGACAAUUAUCACUACGGUUCUAGAACACCUGGUGGAUAUUCAACUAAUAUGAGACCACCAAUCCUCAACAAUGAUAGAUAAGCCUAACUUCUAAGAAGGGGAGAACCAACUAAUGAUGCUUCAUACCAGCAAUAUCCAAGUUUGAAAAAUUCUUAGUAUGAUGAAUAAAAAUCUGCAAGUAGACUAAACGGUAAUCAUCCUGCUGGAGAUGGAAACUACUUUAAUGAAAAGAAGCAAAGUUAUUCUCCAUUUUAGCAAAAAUAUGAUGACUACAGUGAUCCAAGGAAUGAAAAGUAAACACCAAACAGAUAUGGCAAUACUCUUAAUACAAUGAGUAUCUAUUCUCCAAUGAGAUCCAGAGACUAACCUCAGCAAUAGAUUAAUAAUUUAUCAAAUCCAAGUUAUAAUAGAGAUGAAAACCAGAGAUUUAGGAUGCAAUAAGUAGAACAGCAACCUUUGGCAAGUCAUAUGGCCUCAUAGUAGAGAUAUUCCUCUAUUCAAGAUGUGCACUAGACUAGUAUAAGUCCCAAUUUGAAUACCUAGCCAAGAGAAGAGCCAAAUUAUUUGAGAUCUGAGGCAAAAUAUUCAAAUCAAGGAUAUCAAACAUCACUAUCUGCAACAAAUACUGCUCCUUUAAAUGCUCCUUUGCAUGAAAUAAACGACUAACAGUUGGAUAAAGAGCAGGCAAAGCAAGACACUAUACCAGACAGAGGUACAGCCCUUAAUGAUGUCAAGAAUAGAUUAAUGGUUAUGUAGAAAAACAAAGAAGAACUUGAAGAAAAACUGAGAAAUUAUGAAGCAAAAAUAAGACAACACUUCAACAGAACUUGA
Molecule: messenger RNA, 3030 nt
Organism: Stylonychia lemnae
Lineage: Eukaryota; Ciliophora; Spirotrichea; Sporadotrichida; Oxytrichidae
Source: the annotation of a GenBank genome assembly